AUGCGACGAGCAGUUGCUGACGAGGAGGAAUGGGAAGACGUUGCUGCGCCCGAGAUAACGGAACCCGCGUUGUCUGCAACCGCAGAGGUGCGUGGACGUUCACCGGAAGCGUCCCAUGAGCAGGAUUCUGGCGCUUCGUUCGACUCGAAAACGCUGCGCAGCGAGACCGAUGAUGCUUCAAGAGCGCACGUUCUUGCUGCGACCGGUGCUGAAGAAGGCCACAGUCCGCGAACUGAUGCAAAGGAGCGUGACUCUGGAGCGGGCAGCUACGGUUCGCAGGUCGGACCGGGGCGGCUCCCGAGUCCACGCCCUUCUUUGGAGGCCGCAGAGAACGCACAGGAGCUAUAUCAGGAAGCGCAGCGUCUAUCCAAGCUCGUUUACGAACGAGAUCAGCAAGUACAAGCCCAGAGAAAACGUAUACGUGAACUCGAACGUCUUGUCGACUCGGAGCGUAGCCGAGCGAAUAGCACUGCACUCCAGCUGCGAAAGGAGGAAGAGCGCGUUCAGGAAUGCCAGGCUCGUCUCCAGGCACAACUGGCGCAGUUGAAACAAGCAGAAGAGCAACGAAAGCAUUGCGAGCAGGAACACGUCCAGCGGUCUGAGCUGCAGACGCUAGAGACUAGACUUCACGAGCUCCGCGACGAACACGAGGCCGAGCUGCGAAGCCUGACUAGGCGUCUGGCCAUGAAAGCGCAGGAACAGCUUGAAAUAGCCAAGAGUGAGUACAGGGAUCGGCUCGAAGUUCUGCAGUCCCAGCUCGAACAUGUGAAGGCUCUCCUCGAGCGAACACAGCAGGAACAGGGGCGGCGAGAGCGUCAGUGGCGCGAGGAAGUCGCACAAGCUCGUGCGCAUGUGUCUGAGUUGGAACAACAGAAUGAAGAGCUCUCCAGGAGCGUCUCCGAGGCGACGAAACCACUCAUGCGACAAAUUCAGGUACUGCACGAACAACUCCGUCAGCGUAGUGCCGGCGAAGCGACCAUCCAAGAGCGGCUCGAACAGCAGGUUCUCCAGAUCCGAGCAGAACUGGAGGCAGCAAAUGUAGCCCGAGCGGCAUUACUCGAAGAGCAUACGCGACUCGACACACGUGCACGCGAGCUCGAAUGGAAACUCCGUGACUUUGUCGCCUUGGGGUCGACGCUACGCGAACAGCGCGUCGCUGCGGCAAAAGUGCUCAGCCAGAUCCGCACGUGUUGCGCUCAGCUACGCAGGACCCUCUUCACUUUUCGAGAAGACUGGUUGCGGCUUCAGCGUGCUUAUGAGUCUGAGGCACGAGAAACCGCCCACGCUUUGGGCGGCUUGCGGAGAAGGCUUCAAAUCGAACGCAGGCAGCUGAUGACGACGCCCUCUCUCUGCGAAGCCGUUCCGACAGCAUCGCAAAUGCAACCUGGUGAAGCGUCGGCAGUGCAGACAGUUCGCGACACACCAACGGCCUCGUUGGUGGCAGGGGAAACACUUGACAACGUUUCCGCGCCCGAGGACGCAGUGGACGAAAGGCACAGUACGCCUGGCUCUUCAGUAAGUGCUGGAGAGUUGCUGCUUUCGGGCUCGCUACCAAACCUCGUGCAGUGGACGGAAGUUCAGUCGCACCUGCGUCACCGCGCGAAUGUGAUUCGCAGUCUCCAAACGGAACUUAUGCGACGCGAAGACAUUAUUCAGAACUUGACGAGCGAGAUGGCACAACUUAACGAGAAACUUGAAUCACAGGCUGCCCAAGUGAAGCGUCUGGACGAUGAAAUCCGGCGGAUGCAUGAACGCGAGCAGGCCCUUCUCGAGCUGCUCGGGGAGAAAGAGGAGCUCGUCCAGGAACUGCGCGAAGAUAUCGCUGAUAUGAAGGGCAUCUUUCAUGAGCAGCUAGAAGAGCUUGCAAGACAAUUGGAGUCCGCUCGUACAGUUGCGUGCCCUGCAACGUCAACGACAACGAACCCCAGCUCAGAGGUCUAG
Molecule: messenger RNA, 1941 nt
Organism: Cyanidioschyzon merolae strain 10D
Lineage: Eukaryota; Rhodophyta; Bangiophyceae; Cyanidiales; Cyanidiaceae
Product: similar to TATA element modulatory factor
Exons: 1
Coding region: 1-1941 (646 amino acids)
Cellular component (GO): endoplasmic reticulum; Golgi apparatus
Source: RefSeq, a predicted model, not a curated record